ACCGCUUGUGCGAGUGUACAGAACAAUUCCUCCGUUUUAAUGAUAAAAAAAAAUCAGUUUCUCUCUAAACCUUGUUGUAGAUUUUACACUUCGGGUAAAAAAAAACAGUUCUGUGAAGAGAUUUUACACCUGAGUAACAAAAUGAAGCUGAAAAGUAAUAAAAGUCCAGCUUUUCCCUGGUUUGGUUUGGAUAUUGGUGGAUCCUUGGUGAAGCUGGUGUACUUCGAGCCACAUGACAUGACAGAGGAGGAGGAAGAGGAGUUGGGGAGCUUAAGGACGAUUUGCUCAUACCUCAGAUCCAACAUGCUGUACAGGAAGUGCGUCGUGCGGGACGUCCAGCUGGAGCUUCGGGACCUGAGCUUGUGUGGACGAGUCGGGACACUGCACUUCAUCCGCUUCCAAACAGCCAACGUCAUGCCCUUCCUUGCCGCUGUACAAGAGAAAACCAUCGGCAAGCUCCACAGGACCAUCUGCGCCACCGGGGGCGGGGCUUACAAGUUUGAGAACGACUUCAGUAUGAUCGCGGGUGUGGAGUUAGCUAAGCUGGACGAGCUGAACUGUCUGAUCCAUGGGUUGCUCUAUUUGGAUGCAGUUGGGUUUAAUGGGAAACCGGAGUGUUAUUAUUUUGAGAACCCCACAGAUACGCAGCGCUGCAUGAAGCGGAUGUGUUGUCUGGACAACCCGUUCCCCAUGCUGCUGGUCAACAUCGGGUCUGGGGUCAGCGUCCUCGCUGUUUACUCCGAGAACAAAUACAAACGCAUCUCCGGCACCAGUCUGGGUGGAGGGACGUUCCUGGGUCUGUGCUGUCUGUUGACGGGCUGCGAGACGUUUGAGGAAGCUUUGGAGAUGGCGAGCAGAGGAGACAGCAACAACGUGGACAAACUGGUGAAGGAUAUUUACGGAGGAGAUUAUCAACGGUUCAGCCUCCAGGGGUCCAUUGUCGCCUCCAGUUUUGGGCACAUGAUGAGUAAGGAGAAGAGGGACAGCAUCUCUAGAGAAGACCUGGCUCGAGCCACACUGGUCACCAUUACCAACAACAUCGGCUCCAUCGCACGCAUGUGUGCCGUCAAUGAGAAAAUCGACAGGGUGGUGUUUGUUGGGAAUUUCUUGCGGAUCAACACGUUGUCAAUGAAGCUGCUCGCAUAUGCCCUGGACUUCUGGUCAAAAGGACAACUGAAGGCUCUUUUCCUAGAGCAUGAGGGUUACUUCGGAGCAGUCGGUGCGUUUCUGGAGCUCUUGAAGUCAUCUGAAGACCCCUGAGAAACACCUCACAUCUCUGAUGUUAAUGUGUAAACUGUAAAUAACCUUUACACCUUUAGAGCUUUUAUUAUUGUAAGAUAAGAGAUUUUAUCACUAAUUCACACGGAGCAGGGGUGUGUUUUUUUAUGUGUGUAUAAUGUGAGGUUUCUGUAGAAAGUGUAUCUUUUUUUAAAGACACUACAUGUGAGUGCUGUUUUAUUAAAAACAGAAUUUUUCACAAUUAAUAUUUGUCUAUCUCUGAUUCUUAGAUUCAGUUUCAUAAAAGUUUGAGGCUUUUUCUAAUUAAAUAUGCAAAAAAUUUGCACACUGUAGAUCAAAUUAAUAUUUAUCACUUUGAAGACAUUUUUAAAAAUUUUGGAGAAAUUCACCUGCAAUGUUUUGUUCAUUUCCAAAGUGAAAAUUUUCAGAAUUCUGAAUAUUAAAAAAACAAAAAAUGUUUUAAGUGCUUUUGCAUUUAAGGAUGUAGUACAUAGUGUGAUUAUGAAGUGGGUGGAGCUUAAUGUCUUCAAAAGUGUUAAAGUUUAAGAAAGUGUUAUGGACAAGAACAAAAUAAAGUAAAAUAAUAUUUUUUCUUUUUUCUUUUUUAAAUAAUUUUGCCUUAUUUAAAUGUAUACAAACAUUCUAAAAACAUCGUCUUUUGAAGUGAUUAACGUGUGAUUAACACGUGACCCUCCCUGUGUAUCUUUACUUUCAUUAAUUUGAAUAUAUGACAUAUUUUAAAGCAUUUGAAAUAAUUUAAAUGUAUAAAGUUUAAAACUUUUUUUUUCAUGUUCUUUUAAGUUUGCUUUUAUUUCUGUGGGUUUGAAAAAGAUAAAAGUGCCACAUUUUCCAAGAGAAAUUAGGAAUUAAUUUUGUCUAAACAAUGUUAUCUUUUUGGUUUCAAAUGUUUUUAUGAAGAAACUGGAGAAAUAAAAUGUCAUUGUAAAAAAUAAAAUGUAUAAAUAUAUAA
Tachysurus vachellii is the source of this 2209-nucleotide messenger RNA. It is a transcript of the gene pank1a, whose product is annotated as pantothenate kinase 1a. The transcript is spliced from 7 exons. Lineage: Eukaryota; Metazoa; Chordata; Actinopteri; Siluriformes; Bagridae. Gene Ontology annotation, biological process: coenzyme A biosynthetic process. Gene Ontology annotation, cellular component: cytosol; nucleus. Bases 40 to 1260 code for a protein of 406 amino acids. The record is from RefSeq and is a predicted model, not a curated record. Gene Ontology annotation, molecular function: pantothenate kinase activity; ATP binding.